Mollisia scopiformis is the source of this 771-nucleotide messenger RNA. RefSeq lists its product as uncharacterized. Gene Ontology annotation, molecular function: protein binding. NCBI's taxonomy places the organism in Eukaryota, Fungi, Ascomycota, Leotiomycetes, Helotiales, Mollisiaceae. The record is from RefSeq and is a predicted model, not a curated record. The transcript is spliced from 3 exons. The coding region runs from base 1 to 771 and encodes 256 amino acids.
AUGUCAACAUCUACCUCAUCCGCGGAGUGCUCACCCGUUGAUGAUUUUGUGCUCAAUGCUGCCAUCUGCGCCACUUCUGAGUAUUCUGACCCUGAGGAGAUUGAGGAGGUUUCUCAUGAGCCAGAAAGACGUAUUCAGACCGGCUCCCUCGUCAUCACAUUGCCAGUUGAACUCCACCGUCAGAUCAUCGGACCUCUAGGACCAGCUGGCCAGCCGAUUUCAGGCACCACCUCCCUUAAACUCUACGCUAUCUUCAAGGAGUACUACUUCGCAAAUUACUCUCCUCGAUUUGUCACAACGAGCCCGCAGCUCUUCGGAACAUCGAGCGCAUCGGUCACAAUCAUGAAAUUGCCUUCAAGCAAUCGCAACACCAAGCGUAACAGAGCGAAGCAACUCAGUUCCCUGAUCAACAAGCUGCCGAAUGAGCUCCUCCUGCAAAUUUUCAAAGACUUGAAGCCCGUAAGCCAACGAAUGCUCGGUUUAACCUCGAUCACUCUCUACAAGCUUUACAAGGAGGACUUCUUCCAGGAGAAAAUUUAUAUAAGCUUCACGGAACUCCGUGGAACCCCACAGUACAGCAACAUACUCUUCGGGUGGCUGUUUCCUGACACCGGAGUUACGAGUCUAGAGAUCGCAUGGGGUAGGAUCAUAUGGGAUGAACGGACCCGGAUACUGAAAUGUCCUCCUUCGGAGGAUUCCCCGCACAAAAAAUUUCCUCUUCCUCUUCGUAUGCAACAUGUUGUGCUUGAUGACGACCUGGAGAAGAUAUGA